AUGAGGGAGAUCUCGAGGUUAGGACAGUGGGCGUGUUACCUUGGGAAUUUGAAGUGCCUCCGUCCCAACCUGACUAUCACCAGGGAGAUGUUCUACUCCAAAGAAACUGGUCCAUUGUAUUGGGCGGAACAUGACUUUAACAUUCCGGAAGAAGUUCCAGAACCAGUGAUUUUCCAGAAGUUAUCCGACGAGAAUACACGUCAGCUGAAGCCAUUAUUCCUUAGCAUCCAUCUUGAUGGGAAGACGGUUAGCAAAGUCCUGGUCGAUGGAGGAGCAUCUGUUAACGUCAUGACCUUGUCUACUUUGCAGAAAAUUGGGAAAAGCAUAAAUGAUCUUGUCCCAACGUCAUUACGGAUGACCGAUUUCACCAUAAAUGCGCAUACGUCAGCAGGCGUUCUAGUGGCAAAAGUGGCGGACAGAACUAGGACAGAUCAAAUUACUUUUUUUUUCGUCGAAGGAAAGCCAACCUAUUCGGCUAUUCUUGGGAGGGAAUGGAUCCAUACUAUGCAAUGUGUGCCCUCGACCCUGCACAAGAAAGUCAUGUUUUGGAAUGGACAUCAAGUUGAGACGGUGGAAGCCGAGACUGAUCCUAUUAUGGGAGUACAUUCCGCGGCCAUAUAUUAUUCCCCCGAGGUGUACCUGCUGUCCAUGAUGCUAGAGAACACUGGGGCAUCGAAAGAAUGUAGUUUAACCAUGAAGGGGUUUGAAAUCAAAGUGAAGGCCAACGAACGGCCUGGACUUGGAGACAAGGGCAGGAAGGUCUGGCUAUCCGUUCAUAUAGGUAGGAGACCGUGUUGCUCCGUCGCCUGGAGAACAGAGACUGCUUCACAUGGGACUACCACGAGAUGCCCGGGUUAUCGAGAAGUUUGGUGGAGCAUCGACUGCCCAUCAAGGCUUCGUGUCCGCCGCAUAAGCAGGCCCCAGGUGUUUCAACUCCCAAAGGUGAAAGAGGAGGUCGAAAAGCUCCUUAAAGCUAACUUCAUUUGCACGUGCAGGUACCCGGAAUGGAUUUCUAACAUUGUUCCCGUAUUGAAGAAUAGCGGGAAGAUCCGUAUCUGCAUCAAUUUCCGGAACCUCAAUCUGGCAACACCAAAAGACGAGCACAUAAUGUCAAUUGCCGACAUGCUCGUAGAUUCCAUGGCAAGAUACGAAGUCCUAUCCUUCAUGGAUGGUUACUCCGGUUACAACCAGAUAUAUCUGGCCGAGGAAGAUACUCAUAAAACAGCCUUCCGCUGCACUGGAGCGAUCAAAAUCUUCGAAUGGAUAGUUAUGCCUUUCGGUCCAAAAAACGCCGGAGCAACCUACCAGAUGGCGAUGACUGCAAUAUUUCACAACCUAAUCGGUUCUUGCAUGGAGGUGUAUAUAGAUGACGUGGUUGUUAAGUCCCGGGCUUUCGACCAUCACAUAUUGGACCUUCGUAAGGCCUUCGCACAGAUGAGGCGGCAUGAUCUCAAGAUGAACCCGGCAAAAUGCGCUUUCGGAGUACAGACAGGAAAUUUUUUAGGAUUUUUAGUGCAUCAGAAGGUCAUCGAAGUUGAUAAAAACAAGAUCAAGGCCGUCCAAGACCUCGGACCCCCCCGCAACAUCAUGAGUUACAAAGCCUGA
Messenger RNA from Andrographis paniculata, 1605 nucleotides. RefSeq lists its product as uncharacterized. The record is from RefSeq and is a predicted model, not a curated record. Lineage: Eukaryota; Viridiplantae; Streptophyta; Magnoliopsida; Lamiales; Acanthaceae. The transcript is spliced from 3 exons. Bases 1 to 1605 code for a protein of 534 amino acids.